Molecule: messenger RNA, 1648 nt
Organism: Ipomoea triloba (trilobed morning glory)
Lineage: Eukaryota; Viridiplantae; Streptophyta; Magnoliopsida; Solanales; Convolvulaceae
Product: heat stress transcription factor A-4c-like
Exons: 2
Coding region: 255-1325 (356 amino acids)
Biological process (GO): regulation of transcription by RNA polymerase II
Cellular component (GO): nucleus
Molecular function (GO): DNA-binding transcription factor activity; RNA polymerase II cis-regulatory region sequence-specific DNA binding
Source: RefSeq, a predicted model, not a curated record
CUUCCACUCAACAAUCUCACCUUCUAGUUCCAGUUUAGGUUUUUCUUGAAUUUUCUGUCAAAGAAUCAACUGGGGUUUGGCUAAUUUCAGUUUUAUCAUCUGGGUUUGGGUUUGAAUUUGAAAAAGUUUCAAUCUUUAAACUCAAAAAGCAAUCUCAUAAAGAGGGAUUUUGUCAGUGCUUGUGCUUUUCCCUGAAUUGGAUGAAAACAGAAAAGUUGCAGAGACGUAUAUAAAGUAGAUUUGGUUGGUGUGAAAUGGAUGGAACUCAGGGUGGCGGCUCUGCUUCACCUGCGCCGUUUCUGGCAAAGACAUAUGAACUGGUGGAUGACCGUGCAACCAACUCCGUUGUUUCAUGGAGCCGCGGCGGCCGGAGCUUUGUCGUUUGGAACCCGCCGGAAUUCGCCCGGGACUUGCUGCCUAAGUACUUUAAGCACAACAAUUUUUCCAGCUUCAUCCGUCAGCUUAAUACAUAUGGCUUCAGAAAGGUUGAUGCUGAGCAGUGGGAGUUCGCGAACGAUGAGUUCAUAAGGGGGCAGACGCAUCUCCUGAAGAACAUUCAUCGCCGCAAGCCAAUCCACAGCCACUCUGCUCAACCGAAUUCCGGCGUUCCGUUGAGUGAAUCGGAGAGACGGGAAUUGGAAGAGGAGAUAGAGAGUUUGAAGCAGGAGAACACCUCGCUCCGGGUGGAAUUAGACAGGCGCGAGCAGGAGAAUCGCGAAUGCAGAUUUGAGUUUCAGUCACUGAAUUCGAGAUUGCAGAGCAUCGAUGAGCGGCAGCGCCAAGUUGUGGCCCUAAUAGCGCAGCAGAUAUCUCUGAAACCUGAUCUUAUGCACCGCCUUGAAGUUGUCCAUAACAAGAAGCGGAAACCCUCCGUUUCCAAUGGGCAGUUGGAGCUGGUUAACAACCUGGAUUCCUCCAUAACUGUUUGCCACAACAUCCUCAACGGAAUUUCUAACGGCGAAGAAGCUUAUGGAAACUUCGAGACGCUUCCAUUACAGGCCUCUCCGGUUAUUGUAACUGAUUUCCAAGCCCCCUCUGGAGAUUCCCGUUUCUCUUCACCUUCCACUCAAACUGAUACCCCUGAAAUUUCGUCUUUUCAUACCAACGCUGCUUGUGCCGUAGAUGUUGAUAGAUUGAAAGAUCGGUUAGAGGGGAGAAGUUCCACGGCGGCGGUGCCGGUGGGAGGGAACGACGUGUUCUGGCAACAGUUCCUGACAGAGGAAGUUGAGUCGGAGAGAAGAGAGAUUGGGAUGAGAAAUGGUAGAGAAUGCAUGAUUGUUUUUGCAGAACAGAUGGGGCAUUUCACUCCGGCAACUGGAAUCUGAUGCUGCUAUUUGAGUAUUUCCUUCAUGUUCGAUCUUGCCGAUAAGAUAACCAUUAGUUUAGAAUGCAAUGUGGCAAACUGGCAAUUGCUAAAUGCUAGCUAGCUAUUCAGUAUUUCCUUCAAAUCUUCAAUUUCUUGAUGGAUACACUAACCUUCUAAGUUUUUAGAGUUAUUAUAGUGUAUGUACAUGUUGACAUGAGGAUAAGUGUAAUAUUGUGAUUGAUCUAGAAAAACGGUUGGUCAUAGUGUUUAUUUAUUUUUAAUUUUUACAAAUAAAACAGACAUGUAAUGUGAAAAAUAAAAGAUUAUUUUCAUAUUUUAAAA